GGGCCCGCCUGGCUCAUGGAGCCUCUAUUAGAUACAGAUAUAAUUCUUGAGAGUUACCACCAGAGAAGGGAAGAGAAAUUGGAGAUAGAGAGAGAAGCGAGGGCCGGCGAUGGGGUUCGUGAUGGAGUUCGCGGAGAACCUGAUUCUGCGGAUGAUGGAGGAUCCGAAGAAGAGGGACGAGAGGCAGCGGGAGCACAUCUACGCUAUGAGGGAGCGGUGCAACAAGACCAAGGCCAACUGGAAGCUUCCCCUCCGCCCCUACGGCUUCUGGACCUUCGAGCGUUUCAACGCCCAGCUCUCCUGGGAUGCCCAAAUCAGCCAGGUCCCCGGCCGCCGCGACCCCUACGACGACCUCCUCCUCGACCACCAGUCCCCACCGACCCCCAAAUCCACCAAUUGAUGAUGGAUCAGGAUCAUCCAUCCUUCCAUCCGUCAUAAGACCUGAGUAUGCUAGGGGCAUCUUGAAGGGUUUCUGCAGUUAUUUCAAAGCAUGAAUAAAGAUGUCAUCUCUCUCUCUCUCCCCCUCCCUCCCACCCUCCCUCUGUGUGUGUGCGCGCGUAUGUGUGUGCGUGCGUAUCUCAUGUGCGAUCAGGAUUCUGUUUCUAGGAUUCCAUUUGUUCUGAUAUCUUUCUGAAUGAUGUCUUGAUCAGGUAUUUUCUUGUCUUCUGUUGCGGUAGAAGCCAGUGUAAGGUGGUGCAACAUGGAUAGCACAUAAGUCAUGCUUCGUAUAUGCAUUUAGAUGUUGCUUUGGUGUCAUGAGAUCCUAAUCAUGAUAACUCUGAUUUGGUUUUUGGCUGUCUUCUGAACUAUUGUUGAUAUUGACUUGGUGUUUAAAUAUUAUCUCCAAAUAAAGAACUAGUGAAUUGGCUGUGUUGCAACAUAUAUGGCUGCUUUGGCCUCCCUUAACAUUAAUAGAUGGUGCAGUUUAAAUUUUUCUGU
Molecule: messenger RNA, 939 nt
Organism: Elaeis guineensis (African oil palm)
Lineage: Eukaryota; Viridiplantae; Streptophyta; Magnoliopsida; Arecales; Arecaceae
Cellular component (GO): respiratory chain complex I
Source: RefSeq, a predicted model, not a curated record